Beta vulgaris subsp. vulgaris (sugar beet) is the source of this 1198-nucleotide messenger RNA. RefSeq names its product stellacyanin-like. Gene Ontology annotation, molecular function: electron transfer activity. NCBI's taxonomy places the organism in Eukaryota, Viridiplantae, Streptophyta, Magnoliopsida, Caryophyllales, Amaranthaceae. Bases 499 to 1056 code for a protein of 185 amino acids. The transcript has 2 exons. The record is from RefSeq and is a predicted model, not a curated record. Gene Ontology annotation, cellular component: plasma membrane.
CAGCAAUCGCUUGUCCGCUGCUAUAAAAUAUUGGAAAAUGUUUGUACUUGUAAUGUUUGUACUUGUAAUGUUUGGCCAGCUUUAUGAUAGUCUCCCAGGAAACAGGAAAGAGGACUACGAAGGCUCCUCCUGUCCUCCAAGCUUGGAUUUCCCAAUGUAUUUGUCCAAAUUUACACAUUUUCUCUUGGUUGCUGAGAAUGUGUACUGUUUCUAGCUUAUAUCUUGGCUUCAAAAUCUGUUGUGUGUGUGUGUGUGUGUGCUGGCAUUAAUAGGUUUUGUUGCCAGUAGGCCAUCCAAUUUUAAGUUCAGGUGGGUGGUUUAAUCUGAUGGCCAACUUAUAUGAAAUUAUAUCUUAAUAUUAAAUUACUAUGGUCUAAGACAUGGGUGGACCAUAUGAUUUUGAGUUUGGUAAUCUAAUUACCAACAAACACUUUAUAAAUAUGCGUUAUUGCAGCAUGAGUGAAAUGAUGAGCACAUCAAUCUUCUUGCUAACUAAUUAUGGCAAGCCUUCGUUUGCUUGGAUUUCUUGGUACCCUGAUUUGCCUUUCGGUUGCAUGCAGAGCCACCAUGUACACGGUUGGUGAUACCGCUGGUUGGGACAUUAGCUCUGAUCUUGAUUCAUGGGUAACAGGCAAGAGAUUUGUUGCUGGAGAUGUUCUUGCAUUUCAAUAUUCAUCAUCAUCAGACAGUGUAUGCGAGGUGACGAAAAAAGAAUUUGAUGGUUGUGACACCAGCAAUGCUAUACUUAAAAGUACUUCAGGAAACACAACUUUUCCCUUGACAAAGCCAGGCGAGAGGUACUUCGUUUGUUGCAACCGACUUUACUGUCUAGGAGGGAUGAAGCUUCAUGUACACGUUGAACCAAAUUCAACUAAUGCUUCGCCAGUGGCAGCACCUGAAGCAGCACGAAGACCUGCAGGUUUACUCCCAAGAACUUCCAGGAGCACUCAACCUGUUCUUUCUUCCUCGGCUAAGUUCCUUGAAGUUGCAGAUCCUUUCUGCUUAUUUUUACUCGGUUUUCUCGGCUAUCUAAUUCUGGGUGGGGGAAUUAUCUAAGAAGCCUUGUUCAUAAGGGUGGGAUUUAUGAGAAUUAUUUCUGCUUUUCAUUUGACCAGUUAAAAAGUACCUUACGCAUUCUUUGUAAUUCAAACUAUUGAAAUGAAAUAUACUCCUACGCUGUAUUACAUUCUAUGAAUCA